Messenger RNA from Papilio machaon (common yellow swallowtail), 1302 nucleotides. RefSeq names its product S-phase kinase-associated protein 2-like. Bases 261 to 1289 code for a protein of 342 amino acids. Gene Ontology annotation, biological process: SCF-dependent proteasomal ubiquitin-dependent protein catabolic process; positive regulation of protein ubiquitination. The record is from RefSeq and is a predicted model, not a curated record. The transcript is spliced from 2 exons. Gene Ontology annotation, molecular function: protein binding. NCBI's taxonomy places the organism in Eukaryota, Metazoa, Arthropoda, Insecta, Lepidoptera, Papilionidae. Gene Ontology annotation, cellular component: SCF ubiquitin ligase complex.
CAUUUAAUUAAGAUUAAAAUUAUAUUAUUCAAAAACCCAAAUAUAGAUUUGUAUUUACAAUGAUUUGCAAUUCUAAUUCUAUGCCGAGAAGCGACGUAGUCACUGCCCUCUAUAGAUAUAAAUACGCAUAUUUAUAUUUAUAGAGUGCAGUGGACGUAGUAGAAUACAUAAUGCCUAAGCUGUACUAAUUUUUACUGUACAAUUUACCGUCUGCUCCGCAAUUUAACAAACAGGCGUUUUAAGAAAAUAAAGUCAACAGAAUGACAGUUUCGGAUAGUGGAUCGGAAGGGUUUGGAGUGUUGCCGGAUGAGUUAAUUCUUGCAGUCUUCCAGUUUCUACCUCUUGAAACGUUACUCACCUGUGAGAAUGUUUGUAAACACUGGAGGAAAUUAGCCCAAGAUACUGCACUAUGGAGGAGAUUUGUUAUUGUUUACUCCGGGAAGCCAGGACAAAGUGAAGUAAGUGAAAAAAAUUUGGAAAUUAUUAAUAGUCAUGGGCAGUUAAUACACCAACUGAAGCUACAGUACUUAUAUAGUUAUCAAGAAAUUAAAUCAAUUUUGGAACAAUGUAGUAAUCUUACAUCUAUAGAGCUAGUAAUGUGCCGAUUGGGUAAAGAAUUUGAAAGCUACAUAAAUAGAUGGCCUAAUUUAAAGAAAAUUAAUUUGAAAAACUCUCUUUUUCUGACAAAUGAUGUAGUAAUUAAUUAUGCUCAUUUUCAACAACUUAAUUUCUUGGCUUUAUCAGAUUUUGGACUUUCUCCAGUAAACUGUAAUACAUUAUUACAUUGUCCAUAUUUAAACCAUAUCCUCAUUGAAAAGAUUAAAAACUUAAGUUCAGAUUUUAUAAAAGAAUUGAUAAUAUGUAAGCAGAAAAUAUUAACUACAUUUCAUAUUUAUGGUGGUGUAUCUAUAGAUGACCAUAGCUUGCAAUUAUUAUCACAAUGUUCUAUGUUAAGAGAUUUGGCAAUAAUAAGAUGUGAAAAUCUCACAGACAAGGGGUUAAUAUCUUUAGUAAAUUUACAAAAGAUUCAACACUUACAGAUUUGGAACAACACAAACUUUUCUGAAUUUGUUUUGCUCCAUACAUUGAGCAGUCCUAAUUUAAAAACAUUGGAGAGUUUAAGUCUAUCUCGAAUUGGAAACAUUUCACCUAUAAUUGUUGAUGUUAUAUCUGAAUAUUAUAAGAAUCUCAAGUUUUUAGCUCUGUACCAGUGCCCUAGAAUUAUAAACACUGAUUAUGAGAAACAGUUAAAAUCAAAAUUCCGCAAUAUUGAUGUAGUAUUGUAUUGAAAAUAUAAAAAUG